CGAAAUUCCCACCCAGGGGCAAGACCACCAAAUAAUUUAUCUCAUAAACCUCCCCAAAAUCUGCUCAGAGAAAACGAUAAUGGCGUUCUGGAGAGUUUCUCUCUCUAGGGUUUCGUUGUUUCGGCAGAAUUCCCUCUCUCCUCCCAUUCUUAUAUCGUUAUCUAAUCUCACACUCUCUCUCCAACCGAACCGCUGUAAUUUCAGUCCCUCUGCUUCUCUCUCCACCCAAGACUCAACCCCUUCCGUUGAUUCGCCUCCAAAUCCCAAGCAGAUUUGGAAGCCAAUGUGUUUGUACCACACGCAAGGUCAGUGCACAAAGAUGGAUGAUCCUACGCACCUAGAGAAAUUCAAUCAUAGUUGUUCAGAGGAGCUAAAAAUAAGUGCUGCCAAGUUUAAAGAUACAAGCUCUCAGCAGCUAGACUUUUUUCUUGUGCUUGAUUUGGAGGGCAAAGUAGAGAUUCUGGAGUUCCCUGUUCUGUUGCUUGAUGCAAAGACAAUGGAUGUUGUGGAUGUGUUCCACAGAUUUGUGAGACCCUCCGCCAUGAGCGAGCAAAGAAUAAAUGAAUACAUAGAAGGAAAAUAUGGAAAAAUAGGAGUUGAUCGUUUCAUGCACGUGAUUUUGUUUAUGCACGAGAAUCCCUUUAUUUAUGUUUGGCAUGAUACAGCUAUUCCCUUUGAGGAAGUUAUUCACGGGUUUGAAGCUUGGAUGGCUCGGCAUCACCUGUGGGGAAACAAGCAGGGUGGGUGUCUUAGAAGAGCUGCAUUUGUAACUUGUGGGAAUUGGGAUUUGAAGACAAAAGUCCCUCAACAAUGCAAAGUAUCAAGGAUGAGUCUCCCCCCAUAUUUCAUGGAAUGGAUCAAUUUGAAGGACAUCUAUCUAAACUUCUACAAAAGGAGGGCCACAGGAAUGAUUACGAUGAUGAAGGAACUUCAGAUACCUCUGGUUGGAAGUCACCAUCUGGGAAUUGACGACACGAAGAACAUAACUAGAGUGCUGCAGCACAUGCUUAUUGAUGGUGCACUUCUGCAGGUCACUGCGAGGAGAAAUCCCGAUUCUCCUGAAAAUGUGGAGUUUCUUUUCAAGAACCGUAUUAGGUAACAGUUGCUUACGGCCAGCCCUGUUAUCAACCAUGGCGUCUGCAAAAGUAUGUUACUUUCUCUUUCUUAUGCGAUGAUAGAGAGGCGAUUAGUUUUACAGUAUGAAUUCUUGUGUUUGUGAAAAAUGUCGUGGGAGAACAAAUCAAAUUUCCCUUGUAUUAAUUGUGAGUUAGACUAUGUUCAAAACCAUUCAAGUUUAGAAAAUUGAUGACAUUUUUUUUUU
Molecule: messenger RNA, 1321 nt
Organism: Rhododendron vialii
Lineage: Eukaryota; Viridiplantae; Streptophyta; Magnoliopsida; Ericales; Ericaceae
Exons: 7
Coding region: 80-1099 (339 amino acids)
Biological process (GO): exonucleolytic trimming to generate mature 3'-end of 5.8S rRNA from tricistronic rRNA transcript (SSU-rRNA, 5.8S rRNA, LSU-rRNA)
Molecular function (GO): nucleic acid binding; 3'-5'-RNA exonuclease activity
Source: RefSeq, a predicted model, not a curated record